UUGUGAAUUGCGCGAAAUGUGUAUUGUUUAGCCGGAAAUAUUAAAUUUGUACAAUUUUCGUGAUUUUUGCAAAUUUGUAUCACUUUCUGUUAUUGUUUGACCAUAAAUAUAUCUUUUACGAUGGCACAACAAUGUCCUGCUUCUGUGGAUGUUACCGAUAUACAAUUUAAGUUACAAAGUAAGCACAAAAUUUUUGGUGAAAAUUCUAAAUUGCGAGAUCACGUUAACUUGUUAGCCUGCGCUAGUAAUCAUGGGCUACUUUUUGUUGGCAAUCCGAAUGAGCCUGAACUGCUUGCGUUUAUGUUACCGGAUAUAAUCUAUGCUAAAUCAAAACAGCAGCCUGUGCACGUAAGAACCACAAAACUGCCCAAUGUAGCUAACACGAUUGGAUGCAACGCUGAUGGCUCUAUGUUGGCAGUGAACUACACACUGCAAGGUUUUGGCGUGUUGGAUAUUUAUCAUGUGCCAUCGUUUGCUAAUUCUGAUGUUAAGACUUUAUAUAGCAUACGUUUACCUGAUCAGAAUGUGUAUGCUUUACACAUUUUAUGGAACCCUGUGUUGUCGAAUAUAAUAGGUGUGGUGCUAAGCAAUGGCAACUUUGUUUUAUAUACGCUCAAAGAUGGUGGAGCAAUGGAAAUGCGCUCUUUAAACAAUCAGCAAAUACAAUCGGGUUGUUGGUCACCAAAAGGCAAGCAAAUCGUAUUUGGAUACCCCAAUGGAAAGUUGCAACAAUUCAAGCCUGAUCUUACGAUAGUCAAAAGUAUAAUUUGUCCACCGAAUAUACAUCCAGGUCCAUUCGAUACCAUAGCACUGCAUUGGUUAUCCACUUUUCAAUUUGUCGCUAGUUUUCUACAGCAUGGCGAUGAAGCUAUGCCAAAUUUAUAUCUUAUAAAUGCGCCAAAAGGUGGUACGCCAGUAUAUAUAAAUUACAAUGAUGUAUGUUAUAGCGGCAGUGAACCUAGAAAACAACAAGUUUCAUUUAUACAUAUUGCACAAUGGAAUCUGUUACUGGUUACAUCUGCAAAUGGCGUUGAGAUAGGUUUAUUAGGCACCAAAGAUAGUAAUGAUCAGCCACAAUGGGUACAUUAUAUGCUAUUAGAUGAAGCACGUAUUGAAAUGCCGCUUACCGAGGGUAGUGAUGAAACAUAUCCCAUUGGUUUGGCUUUGGACAUUUCACCAACACAUCAAUUGAUAAUGGGUGAGAGAAAGUUGGAUACCAUGCCCGUGAUACAUGUACUCUCCACACACGGUCAUUUGUUGUGUUUCAAUUUCUUGAAUUUAACGGAAAAUGCGGUAAAUAUUUGCUCACCACCUGCACCCAUACAAUAUGCAUUGUCAGAGUUUCGCAUUCUAGACGAAGGCAGUUUAACAAAAUCGAGCUCUACACAAAGUGUAGUGGAGGAUACCAAAAAUAUUUCCUUACCACCAAUUGAGCAACUACCACCUGCCCCAGCACCACCACUAUCCUUUAAUACGCAACCACAAAUAAAUGCUGCGCCGCAAAUGGUAUCUAUGUUUGGUGCGCCAGCAAAUAAAAAUUUAUUUUCGGCUGGUUGGGAACAGAAGUCACAAAAUCUUAAAUUUGGUGCCCCGCCAUCAAGCCAAGAAGCAGCGCCAAUAGCGUUGACAAAACCAAUUGCACAAGCUGCGCCUAUGGGAAUGACACAGCAAACAUUGAAAGCCCCACAGUCUACAAAUGAAGUCUUUAAACCUUUAUAUACUGUCUCUCCGGAAUUUGCACCACCAACUGUGCAAUCUGUGCAACAACAAAAUCAGCAGCCACAAUAUGAAGUGAUUUCGAAAUCAAAAGCACAAACGUUGAAUUUGAACGAAACAAACACUGUUAUACAACAAAUGAUUGUUAUGCAAAUUUCGUCUUUCGAUAAAGAAAUUAAACAACUUGGGCAGAAAGCAAAGCUGGCGCUGAAUGAUGAUCCCAGUGUUAUGAAAAGUUACAGCAAACGUUUAAUAAAUCUACAAGAAAUCAUCGAACAAGCCAACGAACGUGACUUUAUAAUGGAUGUACAAGAUUUACGGCAUUCACUAACGGAAUCUUAUGAAAUGCUAAAUGAGUGUCGCACUAAAUUGGAAACAUAUCAAAAUCCUGACACACCUGGCGUAAAGUAUUUAUCACUGUACGAUUGCAUUAGUCAACGUCAAUUAAAAUGUCUGCAAAGUUAUCUAACUGUAAAUCAAAGCAUAAUGAAACGUUUAGAGGAUCAAAUGGAUACCCAGUGGUCACAUUAUCAAGAUUUAGUGCGUCGUAAUUCGAGAAUCCAUUUGCGAAUACCUUGCCUGGAUGGCAUAUAUCAACAAAUGACCAAAUUGAAAAAUCUUAUUACGCAACAGCAAUCUAAAUUGCAUUAUAUUAAGAGCAUUAUCAAGCAAAAGGAUUUGGGCAGCAUUAGAACUGGUAGUGAGAGUCGUAAGGACUUAAGCGCACAAACGAUAAAGUCGGAUGGUGGCUUGGUAUCCUUGGCUGAUUCUAUACUCUCCAUGACCAUACAAAGUAUUACCGAUGCAAAGAGUAGCAAAUUAUCCGAAAAUAAACUGACAGCUUUGAGAAACUUCGUCAGCGAACAGGGAAAAGUAAAAAUAAUCAAGCCACAACGGCCGAAUCGUGUUGAGCUCACAUCAGAGGUUAUUUUGGAGACCAAGCAGCUCAUUAAAAAGAAAGAAACGAAAGACAAAGAAGCAAAGGUCGCUGCUGUUAAAGCACAAGAUGUGGUAAAACAUUCGACUACAGCGACAUUUAAACCAAUGCAAACUCAAAUUAAUCAAAUGCAACUACAAAAAGGACAACAGCAGCAACAACAACAACAAAUAAAACAGAUAACCGAACAACAACAGUUACAAUUUUCGAAGGCAACACCAACAGUGGGCUUUUUCAGCAAUGCACAAACCGCUGCUGCUGCUGCUACUAGUGCUGCUGCCGCCGCCGCCACUAUACAGUCAAACCAACAAACGAGCACUCCAUUCGCGGCGCUUAAUUUCAACACCGGCAGCAACACCAACAUAUUUGCCAAGACUGAGCCCAAUAAAGUCGAGAUUAAUGCAGAAAUGUCAAAAAUGGGUGGAAAUAACAGUAACACUCUUAAAGCCAAUGUUGUUGCUGAAAAUAAACCCAACAACACCUUUGCUGCUGCCCCCAACAAAACUAUAUUACCGAAACCCGCCGAAGCUGGGGAGAAAUCACCGGCGGCAGCAGCGAAUUUCUCAUUUACAAAUAAAAGCGAUGCGGGCGAUGCCGCUAAACCAGCAGCCGCUUUUAAUAUUGCUUCAAAGGGAUUCGCCGGUUUCGGACAGCAGGCAACUAAUGCCAAUGCACCAAAUACUAUGUUUGCUAAUAAUCCGAAUAAGUCAGUGGUUGAUUUGAGUGGCAGUCAAACCAAGGACGUGCCUAAAGCUUUUAGUUUUGGUAACACUUUCAGCGCAUUGACUGAUUUGAAAGCGAGUGCUGCUUCUAAUCAGAGCAAUUUACCACCAACGUCAGCGCCACCAUCAACACUAUCAAGCACAACAACAAUGCAACCAACAAUUUUCAAUAAACAAAACGAUAAUCCAUUAUUUGCGCCACAAGCUCUAUCCUUUUCCGCUUAUGGUACUGGCAGACCUAAAACUCCAACCGAGGUUGUUCAACCGAAGAACGCGGCUGAAACUGCUGCUCUAACGAAGGAUGCAAAAGGGGCGAGUGUUGCGGACAGUGGUGAUGCAACGAAAACUACGGCCGAUACAGAGGAUAUGAUAUUGAAAUCGUUAAAUAUCUGUAAGCCUACACCAAAAGAAACCGUCAAGCCAAAUGAGGGCAAUACAUUUUCCUUCACUUCGAAUAAUGAGAAUAAUCCACCAACAGCUUUUCAAAUCGUUUCGGACACAAAAGGAACAACACCGACAAAUAUUGCUACAGUCGCGACAUCGACAACAACGAUUUUCGGCAAGAGCGCUACAACAACGGCAGCAGCAGAACCUGCGUUUUCAAUCUUCAGUGGCAACAACAGCACUGCAUCCGCUUUUGGUACUAUCGCAAGCAGUUUAACCACUGCUACAACUACCACCGCCGCCCCGUUCGCAACCAGCACUAUUGGCGGCGCCGGCUCGUCCGCUUUUUCAUUUACUAACUCAACACCAUUCAAGCAACUGCCCCUGCCCACUUUCCAAAAUCCCAUUUCUGCAAGCACAACCGCUACUGUAUCUAGCGCCAGCGUUAAUUCAACAACCGUGGCCGCGCCUAUCGCGGUCGCUCCGGCAUCCGUAGCCACAGUCACCCCUGCAACUGUUUCCGCUGCCGUCUCGCCUACCGCUGCGAUAACAGUUGCUGCUACGACUACCAUACUAACGCCAACACCAUCGCCUACUGCAAGCGCAGCUGCUGCGGUCUCGUCCGCCGCUCCCGUAACAAGCGCAACUACUUCUUUCUUCUCAACCAUCGCUGCUAAUAAAGGCGAUGCCUCGAACGGUUCAAUAUUUGGUAAUUCAGGCCAGUCAACACCAGGGCAGUUCAACGCUGUUAAAAGUGAAAACACACCACAACAACCAACAUCGGUAGCAAGUGUACCAGCUUUCGGCGGCUUGUCUUUGGGCGGUCAAGCGCCAGCCGCUAGCGGUGGCAGUAUAUUCGGUAAUGCUAGCAGUGGCGGAUUUGGAGCUUCAACCGGCGGCAUAUUUGCUGCUGCCGCUGCUAACAGCCCCAUCGGUGGCAAUACAUCUGCUGGUUCUAUUUUUGGCAACGCUGCCGCUAAGAGUCCUGACACUACAGCUGCAUCGAUUUUCGGCAAUGCCGCUGCCAAACCAGCUGAAAACACUAGUUCGAUAUUUGGCAAUGCUGCCGCCAAGAGCGCCGAGAACACAGGUAGUUCUAUAUUUGGUGGUGGCGCUGCAACUGCUAAACCUGCUGAGUCGGUCAGCGUUUUCGGUUCACCAACCUCCACUAAUCCAGCCGUGAGCAGUGGUUCGAUUUUCGGUCAACCGAGUAGUGUUAGUGUUGGCGGCAAUAUUUUUGCUGCAGCUGCGGCUGCUAGCAAACCUGACGCAAGCGCAACAGCAUCUGGUUUCAGUUUUGUUGGCUCUGCUUUUGGUGGCACUGCUAACACUGUUGCCCCAGCUGGUGGCUCAAUAUUUGGUGGUGCAGCAGCAACGGCGGCAGAUCCGCAACAACAACAACAACCACAGCAAGGAAACAUAUUCAGUUCGCCAAACAGUGGUGGAUUUGGUGGAGCAGUUGGUACUUCACCGUUUAGUUCAUUCUCUCAAGGCGGUUCAUCGGUCGCUAAUACUGGCUUUGGUUCUCCUACGCAGCCGCAACAGCCACAACAACAACAACAGCAGCAGCAGGCAGGCGCGUUUUCACGUCCGAUCUUUGGUGGUGCACCGACAUUCGGUAGUCCGCCCGCGUUUGGCACUCAACCCAGCUUUGGUGGCGCACCGACUUUCGGUAGCCCGAAAGGAUUUGGGUCUUUUGCUACACCCACUACUACAGCGUUCAGCGCGCCCACAACGCAAAGUGGCAAUAUCUUCGAAGCUUUGGGCGCCACAGAUACAGGCUUGUCAUUUGGUAAUCUCGCACAGACCACUAAUCCACCUAAUGCACCAAAGCCGAUGUUUGGCGGCUCAUCAUUUAUGAACUAUCGCGCAUGAGCCGACGACGCAGGAAAUGAGCAGUCUUACUAAGACAGGGACUACAAAAAAGGAAUGCUAUGAAAAACCUUACAUUUUAUGAAAAUUAUAAAUUAUUACUCAUUCAAAAUGCUUAAAAUAAAAGAUAAAUGACGCUUACAA
Molecule: messenger RNA, 5775 nt
Organism: Ceratitis capitata (Mediterranean fruit fly)
Lineage: Eukaryota; Metazoa; Arthropoda; Insecta; Diptera; Tephritidae
Gene: Nup214
Product: nuclear pore complex protein Nup214
Exons: 12
Coding region: 121-5634 (1837 amino acids)
Biological process (GO): protein import into nucleus; RNA export from nucleus
Cellular component (GO): nuclear pore
Molecular function (GO): structural constituent of nuclear pore; protein binding
Source: RefSeq, a predicted model, not a curated record